AUGGCUCGUUUUACAAUGUUCUAUUUGGCUUUCUUCGUGGUCUGUCUCGCUGCUAGAGCAUUUGCCGAACCACCGGAGCGUAUAGUAGGAGGUAGUCGUGCUGCCGUUGGUGAAUUCCCCUAUCAAGUUUCCAUAAGAGUUGGUAAUCAGCAUACAUGCGGUGGAACGAUCAUCUCUUCAAGACACAUUUUAACUGCUGCACAUUGUGUUAACGAUUGGAAUGCUCCAAUCAGCUUUUAUACCGUUGUAACUGGAACUAACAGUCUUAAUUAUGGUGGUGAAGUUCACGGUAUCAGUUCUGUUUCUGUUCAUCCCAGUUACAUAGGUAGUCAGCAAACUUCUUGGAUCAACGAUGUAGCUGUUAUUGCGUUAAGAUCUCCUAUAACGUUUAACAGUCUUCAAAAGGCUAUUCCAUUGCUGGAUUCAGAAGUGCCAAAUGGUAGUCUGCUCAGUUUGAGUGGAUGGGGUAAAAUCGCAACGAAUGGUCCACUUUCCAAUGCAUUACUGAAGACCUAUUUGUAUGCUGAAGAUUAUAGAGUAUGUCAACAACAACAUACGAUACCCAUCUACCCAAGUCAAAUUUGUGCACUUAAUCGAGCAGGAAUUGGCGCUUGCCAGGGUGACAGUGGUGGUCCACUCACUUACAAUGGUAGAAUUGCUGGUAUUGUUUCUUGGGUUAUUCCUUGUGCUCGUGGAAUACCUGACGUUUUCACCAAAGUCUCGGCUCAUCUUAAUUUCAUUAGAAAUGCUGUUCAAUCUACAUAG
Messenger RNA from Polistes dominula (European paper wasp), 765 nucleotides. Its product is annotated as chymotrypsin-1-like. NCBI's taxonomy places the organism in Eukaryota, Metazoa, Arthropoda, Insecta, Hymenoptera, Vespidae. Gene Ontology annotation, molecular function: serine-type endopeptidase activity. The record is from RefSeq and is a predicted model, not a curated record. Gene Ontology annotation, biological process: proteolysis.